UCGUCAGCCUCCGCGUCGUCGCGACGCUCCUCUCUCUAUCUCUCUUUCUUUCUCUUUCUCGUUCCUCUCGGCUCUCUCGGUGGCGUCCGUAGCAUCGCGACGCGUUCCGUCGAUUAUUCCAUCGAAAGGGAGACGCCGUUAUUAAUUUCCCUACGAUAAAUACAAGCCACACGAACUUGAUCAUUGAAAACGAUCGCAAUAUAAGCGGAUAUAUAACAAAUAAUAAUAAAACAAGUAUUCAUCGCUAUUAUUCGAAAGUGUUUCCUUCGAUCCACACGCAACCAGAAAAGGUAUUGAUAAUCAUAAUGUUAAUUUUAAAAAAUAUAAAAAUCUCUUAUAUUUUGCACUUUGUAUAAUCUUUUUUUUAUCAUGGAAAAGUUUAUCAAGAAUACAUGAAAAGUCUUUAAUGGUAUAUGAUAAAUAUCGGGAUACUUGAAAAUUUGAAAUAAUAAAUUUUUAUUUGCGAUUAAAUUAUGUUUUAAAAAGAUUAUUUUGCACGAGAAAAAGUUUUUAGAAAAUUACAGCUUUGAGAAAACACUGUGUAAGUUAUAAUAUUCACAGAAGAUUGGAAGAACUGUCCACUCAUAAAAAAUUUCUUUCUUCUUUCUUACUUUUCGUUACAUAUUUUAUAUUGAAGGAAAUGCAAUUCACAAUUUAUUACACCGGCAUAAAAAAACUCUUUGUCUUAAACAAAAAGAGAAAGAGGAGAACGCGAGAUUGAAUGAUGGUAGUACAUGCAUUUCCUAUAGAGGAGUUAUUAGAGGCGAUGGGGCGCCUUUUUUGUGUCAGAAGGGUGAAAAGGGAAGCCAAAUCGUGAAGUUUUACUAGACGUGAUCCAUCUUGGUGUUCCGAUGAAGUGAUCUAUCGAUUCUUGUCGUGGAACAUAUCAAUCCCUCAAGAUUCUUCGUCUCCAAAAGUCACGCACGAGCGUUUUUUCACCCUUUGCUUUCCGGAGCGUGGCGCACUCACUCAAGCCUUAUCGACACUCGUGGAUUUACUACUGCCGAAAGCUCUUCGAGUCGUCCGCAUCCCUAUAUACGCGGUGGAUGCAAGCUGCGAUGCAUCGCGCGGUAAGGGUGCAUUACCAGAGGUCGAAGUCACGCAUCGUUUUUCAGAUGCGCAUGGACGACUCGUGAGUCACGAUUGGUCUUUCGAGUGCGUCAUCAGACGCGCUCAAACGCUCGCAAUCGUGCAGAUCCUCCACGCUCUCGACGAUGAAGAAGCAGUGCUUAAAAAAACUGGUUGGCCAUCAGCGAGACAGGUUCUCGAAAACUCGCGAUCGACAGGGAUGAAAGGUUAUUCAGAAACGUACAAAGUACGUGUGCCUCGAGCGAGACACGGGUGUCUCGUCUGGAGAUUCAGCACCGUAGACACGUGGGGAAAUAAGCGGUUAACCGAUGACAAUGGAACACAAACAGACAAUCUUGCUGGCACCAUCACUGAGCAACAGCAGCUGUUGGAGAGGCGGCACGUCCGAAGCUGCCUGGACAGGUCCAGGUCCAGGAGAACUGAUACGAGCUACACUAAUAUUGCUGCUAAGUCUUGGCAUUCUGUGCGCCAAUCUUCUGGUGAUAUGCGUUAUCAAUAACAGACGAUAUAGCAAGUACAUACAUGCUCAACCGCAUGGUUAUCAUCAUUUAUUAACAAUACUCGAUAAACGAGAGGAAGUACCUGAUCCAGGCAACACCACAAUUAUUUUAUCUGAAAAGACUGAGAGAACGACACCCAAAGAAUCUCGUUUGUUCUUUCGGAAACUUUUACUGUUCCAGGCACUUCUUAGGGGCGCUUUAACUCAACAGAGCGCUGUUAUCCUCGUCUGUAUGGCAAUCGACCGUUACGUUUGCAUGCUACACCCUCAUCGCUAUCAUAAGCACUCUUCUAAAAGGUAUUACAUGCGGCAGGGUUGCGUGGCGGUGAUGUCGACCACCUGGAUAGCGAGCGUGGCGAUCUUUGGGGUUCUCGUGCUCCCCAGAGGCGGUUACUACUUCAAUGGGUCUGGCCUUCUUGCCUGCGAUCCCUUCUUCGCUAGGGCAUCCUUUAGGAUCCUGGCGUGUUGCUGUUUUUAUUUUCCAACGACGAUGGUGCUGAUGUACUGCUACGGGUCGGCCUUCCACGUUAACAAACUACGCUUGAAAAGAGUAGUCUGCGUCAACACGCCGGAAGUCGUUAACGGCGGCCAUAUAGAGAGGCUUGUUGCCCACGAGAGACGAUUGUCGACUUCGGCCUCGCGAACAAUGGCCGCGAUGAGUUUAGGUUUCAUCGUCAUGGUCACACCGUGGACAAUUCAGGAAGUCGUUGUAGCCUGCACCGGAAGCAAGCCACCACCGUUCCUCGACUUCUUGGCCACGUGGCUGGCUCUCUCCAACAGCUUUUGGAAUCCUUUCCUCUACUGGCUGCUCAACAAUCAUUUCCGCCGAAUUUCGCGGGAGCUUCUUUACACUAAGAUUCUGUGCAGAUCUAAGCCAUUAGGAACGAAGCAACAUUGCUGCGCGACCAGCACCGGUGGCUUGGAUGUUUGCAGCAUCGCCGGUGUCGAUCUAUCAGGUUUGGAGCGUUGCUCGAUGGAACGAUGCUCAAUGGCGCGUUGUUCCUCGUUAUCAUUAGCGAAUACGCCGCCACCACUCCCUUGGGAGACCGGACACAUGGCACAUGGCGACGUAGCAUCCACGUGAGCCAAAGAUGCCGCCACGCAGACGGAGGAUUACGGAUCUCCGGACGACGCCAGUUAGUACAGCGUGGCGGCAAGCCGGCAACCGACUAUGCUCCAACAGUUAUGGGCACAAUAUCAGUCGUCUGCAUCUCUACAUACGCGGGACAACGCUGCACCCUCGCUGUCACGAGGGAGAUUUUCGCGCGUUACGACGAUCGGGCUGGGCCAAUAUCAUCGAUACGGUCGACGGCAUCAUUUCGAGUACGCGCGCUUCAGGAGCCUGCCAGAUCUCGUUCGAGAUCUAGAAUCGGUAAAACACUAAUUGCGAAUCAUAUUAUCGAAUCAGGGUACUAUUGCGCCGUUGUCGCGUCGCGAUUCGCAUAAGAAGGCUUGAUCUCACCGCGCUCUCAUCAGCUCGUAAUAAUCGCGAAUUUCACGCUCCGAAACGAGAGCAUACGUGAAGCGUGUGUCGACACACAGCGAUUAGUUUUCGUCGCGCGACAAGAUCGAUUACGGAAAUUAAUUACGGCACCGACGGGGAUACUAAUCGCGCUGCUUUCGACGAUGUACAUGGAGAUGUUUAAUCACGGCGGAGCGCUCUGCGAGUGUUAACGUCAUCCGCGCCCGCAUUUACCUCGUUCUCCGCGAUUAAUUAUUAACGCGUGAGUGUUCAUACUACAAACGGUGCGCUCAGGCGUAUAAUUGAUCUUCCUUCUACGACUAACUUUUUUUUUUACGAUUUUUCAGAAUAUAAAAUGAUUGUUUGAAAGUACAGAUCCUAAAUCCACAGUACUUCUCUCAGCAGUUCUUGAUUAAUUUAGAACUGUAUCUUUCUGAAAGAAAUUUUAUUUUAUUUUGAACAUCUUAUAAUGCAACAGGCCUGGCGAUACAGUCACGGAUUAUAAAUGACGUAAAAUCGCGUGUCGAAUAUAUAAAAUAAAAUUCAUGGAAAAGGAAGAUAUAUUUUAACAUCUAAUUGUUUGCUCAAGAGCUCAUUGGUAUACGACCAAUAAUUCCUUACAUCCACGUCAUAGACAUUGUUAAUAUAUAUACUUCAUGAAAAAAGUCCGACAAAGAAAUGCAUGAAAAGAGUGCAAAUAUCCGAAAUCACUCUUUUAAUAUCGCGGAGUUUUAUACUAUAAACGAACAAAGAGAAUGCGCACACGAUAAUGACAAUGUUCCUGCAUUUUCAUUAAAAAUAUAUUUAAUUCAAUGUUCUUACGCUUUCUGUAGAAAAUCUUGUAUCGCAACUAGGAACAAGUUAUCCCAGGAAGUUUGUUCCAAUGAUGGUAUUAUAAGGCGAUUUAAUUACAUUACUUUUGUUUAGCAUAAUGGAGAUGAGACAAUAUGGAAAGUCUGGUAAUUUUAAUUAUGACAAACCUGAAUUAAUUAUGAUAUGGCUUUCUACGCAUUUGAAUGGAAAAUACAAGCCCAUGGGCUUUUGUUCGGAUUAUUGAAAAAUAUAUGAAAAAUAUUAGCUGAUGCAAAAGGUUUGCAAAAAAAUUUGCAUAAAGUUUUUCUCAAUUUCUUUUUAAAUUUUAUAUUAAAUAAAAUAAAAAAUUCGGAGCUUUCUAAAAAGAAAAUCAUUGAAGAAUUUCUUUUGAUAUAAAAAAAGUAUAUUAAAGCAAGUGACAACAGUUUUUAAACUUUGAUUCUGUAAUAGUUUCAUUUUUAACUUUGACAGAUGUGAUAAUCCUUUUGCACCAGCGUAAUACAAUUGUAGAAUUAAGAAAUUUUUAAGUACGAAAAUAUAUAGAAGACUAGUAUAAAACUACAUUUAUCGAAAGAUUAAUCGGAAUAUCCAAGAAACGGCAAUAGUAUCUCUGCUUUAAACGAGAAAUACGGAAUCAAUGCCGUACAUGUUUUAGCGUUAUGCGUUAGCGGAAUAUAAUCUUCUUGUAUAUAAGAAGAAAUUAUCUUCCACUGACAUUAGGGGGAAGUAGGCUUUUUGUCCAAAAAAAGAAAGCGUCGAAACGAUAAAAAGUGGAACUUCUGACGAAACCAACUGACGCCGCCAUACACAUCAUUUUUCUGAGUAAAAUCCGAUUUCUCUGUUUUUAUAUUUUAAUAUGUGUAAAAUAUAAUUAAACUUUCAAUUUAUAAUUAAAAAUGCUACGCACAUCUCUGAUGCGAGACAAUUCAUACUUGUAUAAAAAGUGAUAUACUUUAUUACUAAAAUUCUCUAUUUUAAAAUUCUCUAUUAUAAAUUAGCUUUUUUCUUUAGAAAUCUUGUUGUUUUUUUUUUUUGCUUUUUAUUCGCCAUUUAAAUAAUAUAUUUGUGCCUCCAUAUCUCAGAAAUACGUAUGACAUUUGCAUAAAUAAAUUUAUUUUAUAUAUUUUACGAUGUUAAGUCUUUUUUUAGAUACUGUAAAUAUUAUGUACAAUUUUAAUUUUUGUUACAUAUUCAAAUAUUCUCUAAUAAUAUGUGAAUCUCUAUGCUAGCUAUGAUAAAUAGGACAAAUUUUUCAUAAACUUAUGUGUUAAAUUUUGCGAUACAUUUCUCGAUAAAACGAAAAUAGAUGCUGUUACUAAGUACUUAUAUGUUCGCGUAUCUUUGAAAUAAUAAAAUCCGUCUACUUUAUUCGUUUAAAUUAAUAUGUAGCGGCCUGGUGGUUCAUUAUUUAUUUUCAAACUGUUGAUAAUUAGGAACACCGUGUGCCUCAGCACGGCAACACGGGACUCUUUGAAGUAUUUGCUUUGAGAGUUUUAUCCCACCUUGUUCAAGAUCUCAAUAAGAGGUUUCUUAUUAAGAGUAUUUUCUAUGUGUAUGAGAUAUUUCUUUGCGUAUGAGAAAAAAAUGAUUGAAACAUCUAAUUGAUUAAGAAUACAUACACAUACAUGAGCAAUUGAAGAAAGCGCAAGCGAUAAUAUACUCUUUAAAUGUGUCAAAAAAGAAUCAUGUUACCUCGUGAAUGAUAUAAUUAUAAAAAUAUAACAAAUAACAAAAAUCAAUAAUCUUGUAAAAAAAAAAGUAUUCAUCUAAAGGAUUAUAACUCGGGAAUACUUAAAUUUAUUCCAAGUUCUUCCAUAACUUUUUAACGGUAUAGAAAAUAAAUAUUUCCUCGCUCACGCGUUUAUAAGUCUUUUCCUCGCUCUUAUUGUGUUUAUUUUAUAUUACAUAUGCGAAACACUAAUGCAGGAAAUUCGAAUUGUGUGCCGAAUUAAAUGAGAGAAAUUAGUUGUAUCGCGGUAAUUAUGUCUCACAUAAAGUUUUACAAGCUGUAUUCUACGAUAUUCUUAAAAACAGAAACAAAAUUCUUUUUUUCGUAUUUUAGAACAUGCUGGAUUUCUUUGUGAAUAUUUUAAUGCGUCGAGAAAAAGAGAUUUCUAACGCAACUGUACAUACAUAUAUUUUCGAGAUGUAUCGUAUUAUUAAAAUCGCACAAAUUGUCUUUGCGAUGUCGAGAAUCGUCACUGGAAUCUCUUAACGUGAUAAAACUCAAAUGCAAGCUUAGCAAUAGCGUUACAAAACGAUAUAAAAAAAUUAGGAAGAAGCAUUAUCUCGCUCUUCUAGGCAUAGCAAGCCGAUGCGAAGGCUCGAUCUGAAAGGACAGUAAAAUUAAAACACUGCCUGCAAAUAAUUCACCAUCGAUACAAGACGGUUCAUUGUCCGCGAUGAUGUCACGAUUCACGUUAGUUUGUAUCGAAUCGAAUGCGAAUUGUAUUUGUAUUUAAUAAUUCGAUAUAUAGCGCGAUUACGCAUAUAUAGAUAGAAUUUUAAAGUAAGAAUAUUAGUCGAAAGCAAAAUGAUGAUUAGUUAGAUAUUAUUGAAUAAUCUCACGAGACUUUUAAUAAUCACACCACCGAACGAAUGCCUUAAUCGCGCGGGGAAUCUUUUAUAAAUCGGCAGCAUAGACUGAAAAGGAGAAGCAAAUAUUGUACAUACUCUGCAAAAGAUAGCUAGUGUCAAUCGGUUUAAUUUGGUUAUUUCUUGCAGAGUAAAUAGGAAUUGAACGUCAUAAUUUAUUUAUACAAGUACAAUAGUUGCGCGUUUUGUAUUGGUAUUUAAAUUAUCAUUAGACCGUUUACUAUUGCUAUUGUAGAUCAUCGCAAAAUAAAGUCUCAAUUCUUUUUAGAGAUGCGUUAAAUUAUUGUCCUGUAAAUAAUUUAUUGGAGAAUAGGGACAUGAUAUAUUACCCUAUAAUAAAUCUUAAUUACCAACUUAGCAAUAAUAAUAAUUAUUUAAAAAGAUGUUUUCACAGGACAGUAAUUAUGAUAAAUUCUUCAGCGUGUAAAAAAAACAGACGUGCAGGAACAUGAGUAUAAUAUAUGUACAUGAAUGUAAAUCGCACACAAAGCGAUAUUAGCCGUACGUAUAUUUGCAAUAAAAAUCUACUUAUCUGCUAUGUAUUGUUUUCUAUAAUAAUAAAAAGAUUGUUAACAGUAA
This is a messenger RNA of Formica exsecta, 7037 nucleotides long. Its product is annotated as green-sensitive opsin-3. The record is from RefSeq and is a predicted model, not a curated record. The transcript is spliced from 11 exons. The coding region runs from base 1398 to 2672 and encodes 424 amino acids. Gene Ontology annotation, cellular component: membrane. Gene Ontology annotation, biological process: neuropeptide signaling pathway. Gene Ontology annotation, molecular function: corazonin receptor activity. NCBI's taxonomy places the organism in Eukaryota, Metazoa, Arthropoda, Insecta, Hymenoptera, Formicidae.